Molecule: messenger RNA, 6498 nt
Organism: Ichthyophthirius multifiliis
Lineage: Eukaryota; Ciliophora; Oligohymenophorea; Hymenostomatida
Exons: 6
Biological process (GO): centrosome duplication; establishment or maintenance of microtubule cytoskeleton polarity; microtubule polymerization
Cellular component (GO): microtubule plus-end; spindle pole; centrosome
Molecular function (GO): microtubule plus-end binding; microtubule plus end polymerase activity
Source: RefSeq, a predicted model, not a curated record
AAAGCAAUUAAAAUAAAAAAAAAAUUAAAAAAAGAAAAAAAAAAUUAACAAUAGCGUAAAUACAAAAAAAAAAAAACAUAAAAAAUGGAAGAUCAAAACGAAAAUAUACCAGAUGAAUAAAAACAAGAAGAUUAAUCGUAAAAUUAGCCAUUAUAAUAAGAACAAUAAAUUUUAAAUGAUGAAGAUAGACCAUUGAAAAGUCAAAAAUUUGAAAUUCCAGAAUUUCCAGAAGGUUAGGAACUCCCAUAAACUGAUUAAAUACAAAAAAAAAUACCCACAAAACCCGUAUUAAAAAAAAAGCCUUAAACAACAACCAAAAAGCAAGCACAAGAGCGGCCCAUAGACCCUGAAAAAGUAAUAAAUUUAGACGAAAUUCCAGUUGGGGGUGGAGCAAACAAAACCAAUUAAUUUUUAGAUGAAUACCCACCAGGGUAUGUUAAUCCAUUAGAUGAAAAACCUGUAGGGUUAGGUGGAUAAAAUACGGGAAACAUGUUAAGUGAAUACCCUGAAGGGAUGGACCCAUCAUAAAUUUAAUAAGUAGAAUAAAAAGAUGAAGGGCCAUUAUAAAAAAGAAUCCAAAGUAAAAUUGUAAAAACAAGGAUGAACGCAUUUUAAGAAUUAGCGAAAACAUUAGAAGAAAAUAAAAACGAUUCAAGCCUUUUUAAUGAAUAUGAAAGUGAAUGGGAUAAGAAAUUAAAUGAUAUAAACCCUGGAGUAUAGGAAUAGGUUUGUUUAGCAUUAAAAAAUUGGAUUAUUUUUCACCCUAAUUAGAGGAAUUUCAAAAUAAUGGAUUGUGUGUAAAUUUUAAGAAGUUUAAUAGAGAAAGUUUUAGGAAGUUAAAAACCAUAAACUUAAGGAAUUUCAAAAGAAUUAUUAUGUUUAUUAUAUGAAAAAUGUAAUGAUUAGAAUGAAUUUUAUGAAUGUUUAAAUAAUUGUUGUAAUAAUAAAAACCCAAAAGUGGCUGUUUCGGCUAUUUAAGCAAUUAUUGAAUUGUUAAAUAAUUAUGGGGCUAAAAAGUUAGAUUAUAUGAAACCUUUUUUCCCGGAAAUUGAAAAAUAAAGUCUCUCUACUAAUAGUACAAUAAGAAACGAAUGUAUGAAUUUUUAUAAAAAUUGUAUGAAGUGGCUAGGGGAAACUAUAGUUAAUAAUUAUACGAAAAAUCUCAAAAAACUUUAAUUAGAUGAAUUAGCUAAAUUUUAUACAGAAUGGGAUAAAACUCCUAUGGUACCUAUUAGGGCUUCUGAAGAAGAGAAAUAAUAAGCAUAAAAUAAAUAAGAAUAAGGUGGUAAUUAGGAUGUUGAUUUAUAUGAAAUAGCGGAUGCAGUAGAUAUUUUUAAUAAAUAUAAUGAAAAAUGGUGCGAUAAAGUAUUAGGUUUGACUAAAUGGUAAGAGAAGAAAGAAAUGCUAGAUGAAAUUAUUGGAGCAGCGAGUUAACCGAAAUGUACUGGUAUUGGAUUUUAACCUGUUGUUAGUAUGAUAAAAAGGCUUUUAGGGGAUAGCAAUUCUAAUGUGCAGAUUUGUGCGAUUAAAUUAUCAGGAUAUUUAUGUAAAAGUGUUAGAAAAAGUUUUUAAGGGGCAGCAAAGUAACUUUUUGUAUAAGUUAUGGGGAAAUUUAGAGAUAAAAAAACUCUAAUUAUUGAAGAAACGAAAGUUGCAAUUGAAAAUUUUUGGUUUGCUAUUUCUUUAGAAGAUGUAAUUGAGGAGAUAAAAGAAGGUUUGUAAGAUAAAGCACCUCCUAUGAAAAUGCAAACUAUGAUUGUGGUAGACAAAUAUUUAGAAUGUAGGUUAUAGUUAAUUAAGGGUAGAUAAUCAUUCAAAAGCGUAUGCUUGCCUGUUUUUAAAAAAUUGUUUGACGAUUCAAAUUAAGAAGUAAGAGAAUAGGCUUUAAAAUUAAUAGGAAAAUUCAAUAAAUUUAAAGAUUUUUUUAAUAACGAGGAAAUAAAUAAUCUUACUUCUGGAUUAAAUGAUUAAAAGAAAUAAAAAAUCCAGUAAGGUACUAUUGAAAGUUAAGAAAGUAAUACCAGUAAUAAUUAAUCAACUUUAAAAACACUAAAUAAAACUGCUGUUACAGCUUCAACAGUAAAACUUAUUAAGCCUCAAGAUUUAGAAGAACCAUCAAGUUAAUAAUAAUAAUAAUCAUAAAUUUAAAUAGUUUAAAAAAAACAAGAUAAUAAUAAUACAUAAAAUAUCAUUCCUUAAGAAAUUUACGAAGAUUUAUCUACUUAAAUUCCAUCUUAUGAAGAAUCUGAGUAAAAUUUAAGAGAUUUAGGAUUAAAUGAAGGAGUAUUUACAGCUUUAAAUGGGAAUAAAAUUCCUGAAAAGACAGAUGCAUUUUAAAAUUUAUAUUCAAAUAAUGAUUUUUUUAAUAAUAAUUUAUUAUAAAUUCUAGUUUAUUUAGAUAAGAAUUUAUUUAAAUCAAGUAUUUUGACAAUCUAAAAGGAAAUUUUAUCUUUAUUAGAAUAAGCUGUAUAGUAAGGAAAUUACACAAAAUAAUGCUUUUUUGUAAUUUCUGAUUUUAUAAUAAGAUAUAUAGGAGAAACUAAAUUUAACCCACAAAUAGUAUUUCUUAUAGAAAAAUCAUGUGAAAAAAUACUACCUAAAUAUGUUUUAUAAAGAUUAAUAAGACUACUAACUGUGGAUUCGAAAAAAUCACCUCCACCGAAAGCCACUUAAGAACUAUGUAGUGUUAUAUGCAAAAUUAUAGAUGGAGCAAGUUUGAAGUAUGUACCUUUAGGCGAUAUUUUAGUAUUUGGUAAGGAAAAUAUAAAAAAUACUAAUAUAAAUAUUAAAACUGGGGGGUAGGAGAUUCUUAAGAAAUUAUAUGUACAUAUGGGAAAUGAUGCCUUGAUGAAUUAACUUAAAGAUAUUCCUCCAAAUAUUAUAGGAACUUUAUAAAAGGAAUGUAUUAAGCUUACUGUUUUAUCAGAUUUUGAGAAAAAUUAAAUUUAAAUGCAAUUAUAAGGAAUUAAAAAAGAUUUUGUUAAAAAUAAUAAUGAUUAAUAAUAAUAGUAAUCCUAAAUGUCAAAAAAUGAUAUAUAAAAAGAAGUAGAAAAACUUUAUAAAAAAUUAAAAGAUCCUUAAUGGAAUACGAGAAAAGAAGGUUUAGAACAACUUGAGAAAUUAAUUAAUAAAAAUAAUAAUAAAAUACAAUUAAAUGGACUCUAAGAACUUAUUAAUAUUUUAAAAGAUAGACUCUAGGAAUCUAAUAAAGGUUUAUAACGUCAGGCGAUUACUUUCGUAGGAAAAUUCGCUGAGGCAGUUGGAAAAGAUAUAAAAAUUAAUUCAAAGCCUUUAAUAGGGCAAUUGAUAUCAAAUCUAAGUAAUAAAGAACCUUUGACUAGAAAAGAAGUUAUUAUGGCAUUAGAUAAAUUCGGUAGAGUAUGUGGUAAUGAUAUGGUAAUUAAUACUAUGGUAAAUUAUUUAAAUGAGGAUAAUUAAGAAUAGAGAAGUGGAAUUAUUGAAUGGAUACUUAAAUAUCCUGAAGAUUUUAAAAAUGCGGAAUUAAAUAGCUUUGUGUAGCCAAUAUUAUUAUGUUUAUCAGAUAGGAAUAAGGAUGUAAGAAAUCUUAGUGAAUAAUUAUUGGAAAAAACAAUAAGUAUUAUAUCAGUAAACCCGUUUUUGAGUUAAAUUAAAGAUAUGAAAUAAGCUGUUAUUUAAACUAUUUAGCCAGUACUUGAUAAAUAUAUUUAAUAAGAAGAUCAUUCAAUUGAUUCUUAAUAAAAAGGACAAAAUAAAUUAAAUAAUAAAUAACAAUAAUAAUAACAAUAAUAAUAAUAAUAAUAAUAAAGUAAAUAUGGAAAUCAAAAAUUAAAUCCAAAUCUUUAAUAAACAUUUGUUCCUCAUAAAAAUGUAUCUUUAUCUAGAAAUUCUACUUAAAGUAAUUUAAAAGCAGAUGAACAAGAUAAAACACCAUAAAAAUAUAAAAAUUAAGCAAAAAUAAAUAAUUAUAUUAAUAACAAUAAUAAUAAUAAAGAUAAUAAUAAUAAUAAUAAUAAUAAUAAUAAUAAUAAUAAUAAUAAUAAUAAUAAUUUAGAUUAGAUGCCUAUUACAACUUCUUUUAUAUAAAAUAAUAAUAGUAUUACUAAUACAGAUGAUAAUAAUGAAUAAUAAUAUAAAUAAUAAUCUAUUACAAAUGGAUAUAAUAUUAAAAAUUAAACACUUUCUUUAAUUGAUCCAAAUUGUAAACCUGUUUUUGAUUCACAUAUGAUUUUCCCUUUAUCUACUUCUAUAUCUUUUUUAAAAUAAAAAAGAUUAUUAAGUCAAUAUUCUUUAAAAUACAACAUUUAAAAUCCUUCACAGGAUUCUUUUAUGUUCACAGAAAAUGAAAUCCGUGUUUUCUUUCCAACCCAUAUAUCAUCGUUAAUGCUUUCUUUUGAUUAUAGAAACAUAAUAUAAGUUUCUUAAUAAAUAACAGCUGCAUGCAUAGACCAAAUAUAGCAAGUAAGUCUCAAAGAUCUAAGUGACUUACUAUUCUAAUGGUGUUUUAUGAGAAUCUGGGGAACUUUUAACUCAUAAGUAGUAUUAAGUAUACUUGAUAUGGUAAGAGGAGUACUCUAGGCUCUUAUUCAAUAAGGAGGAAAUUUAAGUGAUUUAGAAAUUGGGCUUGUUAAUGCAUGUGUAAGAGAAGCUUUGAUAAAUUUGUAAGAAAACGGAAGCGUAUUCUAAUAAAUGUAUAUGAUAAUAAAAAACUAAAAUAGUUUAAUAUAAAACAACGAUAAAAUCAUUCAUUUUUGGGUAAAUUAAAUUACAUUAAAUAUUUAAGAAAUUCACAAAAUGUAUUUUAUUUCAGGAACUAUUAAUCAGUGUAAUUUAUAAAAUGAGUUUUAAAUAAAACUUUUUAAACUUUUUUAAACUUCGUUAGUGAAUGAUCUUAAUAAUAACUCAUUAGAAUAUUUAAGUACUUUAUAAGAAGUUAAUUCUUCUCAUUUAUAUAUUAAUUUAUUUUUGUAAACUUUCGGUAAAGAAAAAUUAAUAAAAACCGGUUUUAAAGAAAAUACACUUGAUUUUAUUUCAAUGUCUAAAAAUAAUAAUAAUACUAAUAAUAUUGGAAAUAACAAUAUUAAUAAUAAUUAAAUUAAUAAAAUUAAUAGUAAUAAUAAUAAUAAUAAUAAUAAUAAUAAUAAUAAUAAUAAUAAUAAUAAUAAUAAUUUAAACGUUUUAUAUAAUAUUAAUUCUAAUCCUAUUAAUAACAUCGUUUAAAAUACUACAAAUAAUGCUAAUAAUUAAUUAAAUUAAUAGCCUUCUUAAUUAAAUUUAGUUUAACAUAAUGCUAAAGCUUAAUAAUAAAUAUUGUAAUAGCCUAUUGCUAAAGAUUUAAGCCCUGAAGAACAAUUACAAAGUUAAUUAAAAUAAUUAAAAAAUGAAUCUUAUAGUAAUGAUAAAGUAGAUAUUUUAAUAUAUUUGAAUAAUUUAAUAUAAGAAGGAUAAAAUAUUAGCUUAUUAGAAAAUAAUAAAAUUGAAAUAGUGGAUAUGAUAAUAUUAUAAUUAAGAUUUUGUUUAGAUAAUAAAAAAACUGUUAGUUAAUAAUAUUUACAGUAUUUUUUAAAUGUUAUGUAUAAAAUGUUUAAUAUUAAAAGUUUUGCAAAAAAAUGUGAUUAUUAAUAACUUAAAAUAUUCACUGAAGAAAUCUUAUAAAGACUUUUAUAUGAAGAUGAGAAUUAAAAUAAAGAAGAAAAUAAUACUAAUAAUUAAGUUCCGGCUUCUACUAUUAUAAAACUUAUAAAUUCCACUAUGUUAAGGAUUCUUGAAAAUUCUAAUCCGGAAGAUAUAUAUAAAAUAUUAUUAGAGUUACUCAUUAAAUAUAGAAAGUAAUAUAAUUAUGCUAAAAUACUUGGGUUAAUAAUUAAAUGUAUACUUAAAGUUACUAAAGGAUUACAAGAUUUUAUUAAUUUAAUUAAUUUAUGUGAAUUAAUAACUUAUUUUCAUAUGUAUAUCACAGAGUUUUUAGUACCUAAUCCAUAACUUAGUGAUGAUAUUGGUGUUAAAACUAUAAAAACUAUUAUAAAAGAAAUUUGUAAAAUUAAAGGAGAAAAUAUUUGGUAACCAUAUAAUUAAUCUAUUUAAAAUGAACUAUAUUCUUAAGAUUAAUAUAUAGGAGAAUGGAUUUCUAUUGUUCUUAAACCGAAUUCAAAUAAUAGUGCUGUUUUGUCGGUAAGGGAAUAAAUGAUAGAUAAAAAGAUAUCUUCUCAUAAUCUUUAAAAUAAUUAAUAAGACUCAUUAAUUGAUUUUUAGAUUAAAAAAUGUUUAGAUUCUAUUAAAUAAAAUGAAAAUUUAGAUAAUGGAAUUUCAUAACUUUAUUAUAUUUUAUAAAAGAAUAAAAGUAUUUUUUAUAUUUAUAAUUUAAUUUAUUUUAUAUUUUUUAUAGAUAUAAAUAUUUAAAAUUAUUUAUCUGAUAAUAAUAAAGGAUUUGAUGAAUUUAUAAUAAAUAGCUUACAAAAAUAUGAAUAAGAAGAAUAAUAAAAAAUAAAUAAUCGUAAUUAUAUUAAUAAUUUAAAAUGA